CUGAGGGGUCCGCCCCUCCCCGCGCGGGGCAGGGUGCGUGUGGGCCGGUGUUUGCGGUGCCCGGCAGUCGGUAGCGAUGGCGGACGGGUGCGGGAUGGCGGGGUCCCUGCUCCUGUGCACGGCGGCGGUGCUGCUGCUGGCGGCCGGCGGGGCCAUUCCGCCGCCGGAGGAGGCGGCGCGCAUGGCGCGCUUCGUGCUGCACAACUGCGACUGGGGGGCGCUGGCCACGCUCUCCGCGCAGGAGGGGCUGCGCGGCCGCCCCUUCGCCAACAUCUUCUCCCUCAGCGACGGGCCCCCCGGGCGCCUCAGCGGCAGCGGCGUCCCCUACCUUUACCUGACCGACAUGGAGAUCUCCGUGCAGGACCUGGUGAUCAAUUCAAAUGCUUCCUUAACUGUGUCUUUGGCACAGACACCUUACUGCAAGAAGCACAGAUAUGAUCCCCAGAAUCCUCUCUGUGCCCACAUAAUCUUCUGUGGAAGUAUUGUGAAGGUGAAUGAUUCAGAAGCGGGCUUAGCAAAGAAAGCAUUAUUCAGUCGCCACCCUGAAAUGGAAACUUGGCCUAAGGAUCAUAACUGGUUCUUUGCCAAAUUCAACAUCACCAAUAUUUGGGUCCUCGACUACUUUGGUGGAUUGAAAAUUGUGACACCAGAAGAAUAUUACAGUGUCAAGCCUUAGUGGAAGAAGAUCCUUGGUGAUGCUGGUAUACAAAUGAAUUACUUUGGCUGUUUCAGGAAAGAUUUUUUUUUUUUUUUGUAGGUAUUAUAGAGCUGAAUUAAUAAUGCAAAAAAACCACCUUGCAUUGUUAAUGAGCUCAUAUAACUCUUCUGAAGCAAAUGUAUAUUCUCACUAACUAGCACAAUUUGAAUCAUGCCAUACUCAAAAACCUUUGCGUAUAAGCCUUAACUAAAUUUUAUUAACUGGACGUGACUCUGGGAAGAUGUCUGUCUGACAGUCUUCAUUCAGAAAGUCUGUGUUUACUGGAAACUGAAGGAUUAGUGCAGUUCUAAACCUUUCAAUACCUUCAUUAAAUAAUAUCUGAGCACUCUCCAAUUUUAUUUUAUUGUUAAUACCAGUUUAGUUUAGAUCUUUAUGGCAAAGUAAUACAGGAUGGCUCAGCUGACUGUGGAAUGGAAAGUGUGGCCUGUAUUACAAUGGCAAAUGAUAUGCUGAGUUCCCAAAUUCUGUUAAGAAUUUUCUUUGCAUGCUAAUACACUCAUUUGAGCCAUUUUUCUAUUUUGCUACUUGUAUUGAGUGUGCUAUAGAAUACAAUUGUGUUUAUGCAAACUGCACGUACACCUCAUUGUAAGUUCUUCAUAACUCUUCAGCUGGCAGUGGCCAUAUACCCCGACUCUUUAAUAGAUAUAGGGUGGUAAUAACUAAAGUAUCUGACUUUAGUAUAAGAAGAGUAGUGGUUUGUGAAUUCAAUUAUAAUGUUGUAAAGGGUAAAUGUUUUCUGAUUAAGACUGUAAAAUCUUCAGCUUUAUUAGUCUGAUAAAAUAGCAACGUAUCAGCUUUUAUUACCCUUAACAGUAGAACUGGGGAGAUUAUUGGUUUUGGAAGCCUCACGCAGAAAUUUUGGGUUAGUAACCCAAAAGUGUGAAAGAAAUAAUACAGUAGGACACAGAUGAUUCACGACUUGUAGAGAAUGAAAUUAAUUAAAGGUGUGUAUAAUUAAUUCUCCAUUAAAAUAAGCCAUAUACAAUCACAAUAAAUCAAUUAGCACCUUUUUACAUCCUCUCUCAUCUCCGAUGUGCUAAGUUCACAAAUAUCCAAAAGUGAUUGUGAACAAUUAAGUUGAUUUUACAGUGAGCAAAUAUUACCUAGUUGACAGAGUAAAGAAUGUGAUAAUUUAGACUCCUUAGAGGCAGAUCCCUAUAUAGGACAGUGGAAUUUGUCAUAUCAACUCAUUUCUACAUCUUAAUGUCAUUAUUAUAUGACUACUUUGUGCAAAUGCUGUAAUGAUUUGUGAAAGUAUUUUAGAGGUAACUUACUAAGCUUUCCUUUGCAAAGGGGGAGAAAAAUGUUUUUGUUAUUGUAUCAAACAUAUUCUGUUCUACUAUUUGAAAAAUAAUUUAGGAUCAAAAAAAUCUUACAACAUGGCACUUUAUGUUGAACAGAUAACGCUGAUAUUAAAUAUGAAAUUGGAAAUAUUUUUAUAUAAGGCAUAACAAUUGUGGAAACUGAAAUGAUCCUCUGGUAUGGACUUGAUCCUUUCGAUGGGGACACCUGAAUACAUUACAUGUCACUCCAUAACUUCUGAUGUGUGAGACCGAUCAUGCUGGGCUUUUGUUAAAAUUAAAAUAUUUUUUUGACAA
Molecule: messenger RNA, 2316 nt
Organism: Columba livia (rock pigeon)
Lineage: Eukaryota; Metazoa; Chordata; Aves; Columbiformes; Columbidae
Gene: CREG1
Product: cellular repressor of E1A stimulated genes 1
Exons: 4
Coding region: 77-676 (199 amino acids)
Source: RefSeq, a predicted model, not a curated record